This is a messenger RNA of Grus americana (Whooping crane), 1877 nucleotides long. It is a transcript of the gene SRD5A2, whose product is annotated as steroid 5 alpha-reductase 2. The coding region runs from base 183 to 1073 and encodes 296 amino acids. The record is from RefSeq and is a predicted model, not a curated record. Gene Ontology annotation, molecular function: 3-oxo-5-alpha-steroid 4-dehydrogenase activity. Gene Ontology annotation, biological process: steroid biosynthetic process. Gene Ontology annotation, cellular component: membrane. Lineage: Eukaryota; Metazoa; Chordata; Aves; Gruiformes; Gruidae. The transcript has 5 exons.
GCCGCUGCCGUCACCCCCGGGCCGCGCCGAGCGGAGGGGCCGCGACCGCGAUGCGGGGCCGAACCGGGCCGGCCGAGGGAGGGGCCGGAGCGGGCCCCGCGGGGGGCAGCUCCCCUCGGGGCGGGCUGGGGCGCCUCGCCCGCGCCGGCAAGAGGGGCUGCGCCCUCUGACGAGCCCGGGCGAUGGGAGGCAGCGCGGCGGGGCGGGGUGACAGCCUAGGCUCUAAUAAGGCCGGGGCUGGCGCUGGCCGAGGGCUGUUUGCCUCGGUCCCCCGCGCUGCCCGGCGCCCCCGCCAGCCCCCGAGCAUGCAGUGCUUCCCCAGCCUGGUACUGGCCCUCAGUUCGCUGCUGGGCGCCCUGGCGCUGCUGCAGCUCUCGCUGUACCUCCGGGUGCCGUCCCGCUACGGGAAGCACGAGGAGCGGCUGUGCCGGCCGCGGGGCCGGUUGCCGGCGCGCUGCGCCUGGUUCCUGCAGGAGCUGCCCUCCUUCCUGGUGCCCGCGCUGUUGCUGGCGCUGCGCAGCCCGCCCCGCCUCGAGCCGCUCGGCUGCCGCCUCCUCUGCUGCCUCUUCUGCUGGCACUACUUCUACAGGACAUUUAUAUACCCCUUCUUCACUAGAGGCAGACCUUUCCCACUGCAAUUGCUUUUCUUUGGCACGUUAUUCUGUAUCUAUAAUGGCUUCCUCCAGGGGUACUACCUGAUUUACUGCGCUGAAUAUCCUAACGACUGGUGCACCGACAUCAGAUUUACAUCAGGCCUCCUCUUAUUUCUGCUGGGAAUGGGAAUCAACAUUCACAGUGAUCUGCUGCUGCGCCAGCUGAGGAAACCCGGGGAAGUCACUUACAAGAUUCCUCAAGGGGGACUCUUCACCUACGUUUCUGGAGCCAACUACUUUGGAGAAAUUGUGGAAUGGUUUGGUUUUGCUAUAGCAACCUGGUCCCUACCAGCCUUCGCCUUUGCCUUUUUUACUCUUUGCUGCAUCGGGCCUCGUGCUUAUCACCAUCACAGGUACUAUCUCAAGACAUUUACGGACUAUCCAAAAUCAAGGAAAGCCUUGAUUCCUUUUGUUUUUUAAUGAUUGACGUAUGGACUCUGUGUUCUGUUUUUAUAGGGGUUUUUUUCAAUUCCUAGUUUUAAUGUUAGGUCUGACUACAAUUAACUGUACAAAUGAUAACCUGGGCCUGUAACAGAGAAGAAGGUAAUUUGGAACUGAAGUUCUUGUUUUUAAUUACAGGGGAAAUUGCAGAUAGUUGUGGGCAAAGGGACUCCCCAAACAACAUGUUUGCUUGUCAGUGGAGUUCUACCUAUGGAAAAUGGAUAUAUAACUGCACUGACAUCAGAGAAAAACCAUUGGUUAAAAACUGAUGCAGAAAAGUAGAAAGUAAGCCCAUGACUUCAGAGAAAGUCUUCAGCAGUCACUCCAAUUUAUAGCACUUCUGCAGCUGCCUCGUCCUGCCUGCAUACCAUAGCACACGUGCCCUCGCUCUGCCUGCACUGCCCUAGGUGUUGCCACACUUUAAAUGGGAAUAGAGGUCGCCUUUGCCAGGAAAAUAACUCAGCCCAUUAUUUUUCAUCUAAAAGCCAGCUUAGUUCCCAGAACCGUAAUGCAACAAGAGGAUACCUGUGCCGGCACAAAGCUGGGAGCAGUGUGCCGUGGCACAGAGGCAAGGCGAUGCAAAGUACGCGGAGAUGGGAGUAUCUUAACCUGGCACUCACAAGCACAAUGUCUGUGUUCCUUCCUUAAGCAAUACUCUCCUCACUGUCAGAUGAUAAAUCUUCAGCCAUCAGGGGUUUUUUUUAGAUGUACUUGGUUACAGCAAUCACAGCUCCAUUAGGAUUCUUUUUUCUCUUGCAAAUCCAGAGGUCUUUUCAGAAUAAA